Messenger RNA from Ziziphus jujuba (common jujube), 1658 nucleotides. RefSeq names its product WD repeat-containing protein RUP2. Gene Ontology annotation, biological process: response to UV-B. The coding region runs from base 30 to 1304 and encodes 424 amino acids. The record is from RefSeq and is a predicted model, not a curated record. Gene Ontology annotation, molecular function: protein binding. The transcript has a single exon. Lineage: Eukaryota; Viridiplantae; Streptophyta; Magnoliopsida; Rosales; Rhamnaceae.
UAUCCACUAUAGCUAGUUAGGUACUUCUUAUGGGAGCCUUUCAUUGGCCCAAAACCACAAAAUCUUCCAACAACAGCAUCUAUGAAUGGGAAAUGAAAAAUCUCCUUACGAAAUUUCAUCUUCCAGAUGCCCAAGAAGACCAAAACCCAGAAACGAAAGGAAAAGAAAAAGAAAAUACCAAUGAUGAAGAUAAACAACUUGAAUUAGUAGAGGAAAAACUUAAAGAACAACAACAAGAACAUGAAAGAGCUAGGAGCGAAUGGGAUUUCAAGCUCUCCGCCGUCGUUUCCACAAGUUCCUCCGCCUUCGCCGCCGCAGCCAUAUCGGAUGCUCUCGGCGUCAUCGAAUUCGACCAGUCGGAGAAACUCAUAGCAACGGGAGGAAUCGCGAGGAAAAUAAGGAUUUACAGAUUGCAGUCCUUGUUAUCGAAUAAUGAAGGAGGUGAUGACGUGGCUCGUCUUGAGCAUGCCAAUGCAUGCGACUACUACAUGACCACUCCGGCCAAGCUUAGCAGCCUCAGAUGGAGACCCGGAUCCGACGGGCGGAUCUUGGGGUCCGGAGAUUACGACGGGGUCGUGAUGGAGUACGAUCUCGAAAGGCGGGUUCCGGUUUUCGAGCGCGACGAGCACGGUGGUCGUCGGGUUUGGAGCGUGGACUACUCGCAUUGGGGUCCGGUUGUGGCGGCUUCCGGGUCGGACGAUGGGACCAUGCAAAUGUGGGACCCACGCUGUGACGGUGGGAAAUCUAUGGCGGCGGUGCAGCCUAGUGGAGCUCGAAGUUCCGUUUGUUGCGUGGAGUUCAACCCAUUCGGUGGCCCUUUGGUAGCCGUAGGAUGCGCGGAUCGAAAAGCCUACGGCUACGACGUAAGGAGGUUAGUGGACCCGGUUUUAGUCCUAGACGGGCAUGACAAAACGGUGUCGUACGUGAGGUUCUUCGACGGGAGUAAAAUAGUGUCAGCCGGAACCGACGGGUGCUUAAAGCUUUGGAAUACGGACGAUUCGAGCGUGAUUCGCACGUACAAAGGGCACACGAACCGUCGGAGCUUCGUCGGACUAUCCGUUUGGAGGAAUGGCGGGUUGUUGGGUUGCGGGUCGGAAAACAACCAGGUGUUCGUGUAUGAUACAAGGUGGGGUCAGCCCAUUUGGGUGCAUGAAUUCGGAACAGUGGCCCGAGCCUGUUGCGAUGGUGGGUUCGUGAGCUGCUUGUGUUGGAGGCAAGUUGAAGUGGACCAGUGUACACUAGUGGCAGGUGGAUCGAAUGGGGUUUUGCAGGUUUUUGUGGGCAGAAGAAAAUCAUUUCAAUAAUUGCGAAAACACAAAGUUUAUUUUCUCAGCUCCCCAUUUUUAAGUUUUUUUUUUUCCCCUUCAAUACUACAUACUAAAAAUAUAAAAUAUUGGUCCGAGAAUUUUAGCACAGAGAGAGUAAAAGGAUGAAGAAGUUAAGAGGCCAAUUUUCCUGAGCUUCUGCAGAAAUUUACUGACAAUUUUUUAUAUUAUUGAUGCAGCUGCAGUUGGUAAUUCCAUGACCUAGGCUGUAAUGUCAUUGUUACUCAUCGGCCAAAUAUGUUUAAUUUCUAGAGGUUUUGGAAAUACUUUUCUUGUUUUUGACAAAUAAUACAGAUUGUAAUUCUAACUUUCCUCUUGGAUAAUAUAUAUAUA